Messenger RNA from Rosa rugosa (rugosa rose), 945 nucleotides. RefSeq lists its product as uncharacterized. Gene Ontology annotation, molecular function: oxidoreductase activity. The coding region runs from base 133 to 795 and encodes 220 amino acids. Lineage: Eukaryota; Viridiplantae; Streptophyta; Magnoliopsida; Rosales; Rosaceae. The record is from RefSeq and is a predicted model, not a curated record. The transcript is spliced from 7 exons.
CAUAGAAGCAAAUCUACGUCCGUUAAAGUAUCCGUACCUCACUACAUAUGGAAUUGGCUUCUCUCUUCUCCAAGUGGAACAAUUGUUUGAGCACGCACCCCAGUUUCAUACACAAGCAUUGCAUGAACAAACAUGGCUGCAAAUCAUCCCUUCCGAGUUCCGAAAAAGCCUUGCACAGUCGACAUCGUUUCGGAUCCGGUAUGCCCUUGGUGCUUUAUAGGCAAGAAAAAUCUUGACAAAGCUCUAGAGGAGGCUGACCCUCUGUACGUGUUUGAGCUCCGGUGGCAUCCAUUUCAAACUUAUCCUGAUAUCCCUAAAGAAGGCAUUGAUAAGAAAAAGUAUUCUGAGGAUAAGCAUGGCAGCACUCAUAUAUCAGAAGUUGUGGAAAUGCGUAUAGGAGAUAUUUUGAGAACCACCUACCAUGCGCUUGAAUACAAACUUUCUGGAAUCAUGGGAGAUCCUCUAGAUUAUCACAGGCUUGUAUAUUUUGCUGGGGAACAGGAUCAUGAUAUGCAACAUGAUCUUGUGGAUGAGAUACUGCUUGGGUACUUCACAGAGGAAAAGGACAUUGCAGACAGGGAAUAUCUUGUGGAAUGUGCUGGUAAGAUUGGCAUAGAAGGGGCAGCAGAGUUUCUUGAAGACCCUAACAAUGGGCUCAAUGAGGUCACUGAAGAUCUUAAGAAGUACUCGGGAACAAAACAAGUCCCAUAUUACGUGUUUAAUGGAAAGGUGGACUGCGUCGGUGCUCAGCCGUCUGAGGUGUUCAUGAGAGCUUUCGAAGCAGCCACAAAAUGAUACAACCUCAUCUGGAAGCCUUCAAUCUCCAUCUAUAAAGGUGAUGGAGCCCUGGAAAUAUGUAAUUGUGUACAUGUAAACACAACUUUGCUAGAAAGUCAUCUGUUGUAUAUUAAGUGUACAUUUGUUGUAUAACCAAAUUGUAAAUUA